AAACCCAGUGAUAAGCCGGGUUUUUUGAUGCAGAAAAAUUGGUAAAAUGGAUGGAUAAGACAGUUUCAGCGAGGUAUCAAACUGUUAAUUCAAGAAAAGAACAAAAAAAAUUUGUCUUUGCCUGCCAAUUGCAGAGUGAAAAAAGGUUAAAUAUGCCAUUCCGAUUUUUCAAUUUUCAGCCAAUUAGUUGUCUUUUAAUUAGAAACGUUUCCAUGAGAAUUUAACCUAAAUUCCGCGGGGUAUAAUAUAUGUCCGUAAAUUAGGGCUGUCCGCCUUUUAGAGUGUCCAUUAAUGGGAGAUUAGGUUGUAUUAUUGGAGAGUGCCCGUAGUUUAUUUGCCAUGUCAUUUCAGUGCAGUUAAAUCUUUUUGAUACUCGUACAGUUUGAUGUUAAUUGAGAAGGGAAUGUUGUAGUAUUUGUGUUUUUUACUUAUAGGUGCACAUUACGCUCCUCACACUAGAGGAGGAAUACCUCGUGGUUUUCCAGGAACAGGACAACACAUACCAACGGCCAAUCAAGUUUCUCGCGGAGUAUUUCAAGCUGUAGAGGAAAAUUGUCAACGAACAAGAUUGGGGGUUUCGGUCAUUUUUAUGACAUAUGGACAAUUUUUGGAUCAUGAUCUCACAUUAGUUGAGCACCCAGAAUGUGAUAUUAAAUCGUAAGUUGUUUUCUUAAAUUAUUUUCUGAACAUCUUUUGUUGAAAUUAUUUUCAUUGUCGUCCAGAUUAAACAAUGCCGAAAAUUACGAAUGUUUAAUCAUUAUUAAAGUCAUCUAAAAAAUAUUAUAAACUUGUUUUAUAGUUGCAAGGACGAAAAGGUAGCCUUUACCUACCCAUGCUUUCCGAUCAGAUUCACAAAGAACGGUGAUAGAUGCACAUCUAAUGCCAGAUCAUUCCCACAAUGUCAAAGUCAACGAACAGGAGGAAGAGAGUUUAACAACAAAAUAUCAGCUUAUCUUGACGCUUCCAACGUGUACAGCAAUGAGCCAAGCCUACUACAGAGAUUAAGAACAAAUGACGAUACCGGGCGAUUGAAACUGACAAAUAAUUUGUUACCUUUGAGAACGGCUGGUUGCACGUUAAGACAGUGUUCAUUGGUUGGUGAAGCGCGAGCUGAUGAAAAUCCAGCAUUAAAUUCAAUGCAGACACUUUGGGCAAGAGAACAUAACAGAAUUGCUGACAACCUUAAGAAGGUGAAUCCACACUGGAAAGAGGAAAUUUUGUUUCAGGAAACUCGGAAGAUUGUUGGAGCAUUAUUGCAACAGAUAAGCUAUAAUGAGUUUGUACCUCUUCUUGCCAACCUUAAAAAAUAUAGUGGCUAUAAAACACAUGUAGAUCCAAGCAUCUCCAAUGCAUUUGCAGGCGCAGCAUUUCGAUUUGGUCACACCUUAAUCCCAAAUUCCUUUGCCCGAUUAAAUAAAAAUUUUGAUCAUGCCCAGCCUGACUUAUUAUUGCAAAAUGCCUUCAGAAAUAUUUUGCCAAUUCGGGAAGAUGGAAUUGAACCAAUAAUGUUUGGCUUACUAAAAAACCAAUCUCAAGAUUUUGACACUAAAUUUGCAUUUGGAAUUGCUAGGCGAUUGUUUGUGCCUGUUGGAAGCAAUGAAAACAGAGAUCUGAUGGCAUUAAACAUACAACGUGGAAGAGAUCAUGGUCUUCCAACUUACGGUUCAUUUCGAAGGUUUUGCAAGUUAAAAAGUGUAACACGUUUUUCACAGCUACAUGGCAUCAUUCGUUCCAGCGCUAUACCGGAACUUGAAAAGCUUUAUAGUACUCCUGGCGAGAUCGAUCUGUAUGCAGCUGCUUCGAGCGAAAUUCCAGAAGAAGGCAAGCUUCUUGGUCCGACAUUUAGUUGCUUAGUAAAGGAUCAAUUUGAAAGAAUUCGAGAUGGUGAUCGAUUCUUUUAUCAACGAAAAGGUAUAUUUACCACAGCUCAGCUUAGUGAAAUCCGAAAAGUGACUUUUGCCAGAGUCUUAUGUGAUAAUUUAAAGGGCAUUGUAUCAAUACAGAGGGACGUAUUUCGGGCUCUCAAUGGAGGAGAAAAGAGAGCCGAAUGCGGAAGUAUACGUGGAAUUGAUUUUAGCAAGUGGAGGGGGAGGAUUUCAUCUCCUCCAGAUAGUGCACCACCUCCACGCCGUAGACGUCGUUACCGUAGACCGCAUUCCCGUAGACGUCGUUACCGUAGACGGCAUUCCCGUAGACGUCGUUACCGUAGACGGCAUUCCCGUAGACGCCGUUCCCGGAGACAUUACUACCGUAGACGCCGUUCCGGUUGAUUUCAACUAAAGAGACGGAUAUACAUUAAUUUAAAACAUGGAUAGUAUAACGAAUGCACGUAACUAUAUAAUAUUUUUUAAUUUGUUAAUUCAUCAUCUUAAAAUGUGGUCAACAAAGUCUCAAUAUUAUAGCAAAGUGCAUGGCAGCAAAAACAGUUCAUGCAUACUCACACAAAU
Hydractinia symbiolongicarpus is the source of this 2447-nucleotide messenger RNA. Its product is annotated as eosinophil peroxidase-like. NCBI's taxonomy places the organism in Eukaryota, Metazoa, Cnidaria, Hydrozoa, Anthoathecata, Hydractiniidae. Bases 1137 to 2270 code for a protein of 377 amino acids. The record is from RefSeq and is a predicted model, not a curated record. Gene Ontology annotation, biological process: response to oxidative stress. Gene Ontology annotation, molecular function: peroxidase activity; heme binding. The transcript is spliced from 2 exons.